Messenger RNA from Betta splendens (Siamese fighting fish), 3526 nucleotides. It is a transcript of the gene prkci, whose product is annotated as protein kinase C, iota. Gene Ontology annotation, biological process: protein phosphorylation. The coding region runs from base 271 to 2025 and encodes 584 amino acids. The record is from RefSeq and is a predicted model, not a curated record. Lineage: Eukaryota; Metazoa; Chordata; Actinopteri; Anabantiformes; Osphronemidae. The transcript has 18 exons. Gene Ontology annotation, molecular function: ATP binding; protein binding; diacylglycerol-dependent serine/threonine kinase activity.
ACAUUCCGGGAAUGGACUCGUCCGUCGCCAGGCCUUUGCAGUAGGGAGUUGUUCGGCGGUGCUCACAAGUUUUUCUUUACUUUACAUGUUAUUUUUGUUUGUUUGAGGGGCCGGAAUUUCCUAGUUUUUGGUUUCCCCUGCUUUUUUCUUUACUCGACCGGUUGACGGAGUGCUAAAUCACAGUGUUGGGGGUGUGGUGUACAACUACAGAGCUUAAGAAGAAAGGCAGGAAAGAAGGAAGGUAGAGUCGGACUGACCGCGGCGGAGCGUAUGAUGCCGACGUUGCGGGACAGCACCAUGUCCCACCCCGGCGAGAAUUCCCAUCAAGUCCGGGUGAAGGCUUAUUAUAAAGGGGACAUCAUGAUCACCCAUUUUGAACCAUCCAUCUCAUAUGAGGGUCUGUACGGGGAAGUGAGAGACAUGUGCUCCAUGGACAACGACCAGCUCUUCACCAUGAAGUGGAUUGAUGAGGAAGGUGACCCCUGCACUGUGUCCUCUCAGCUGGAGUUGGAGGAAGCGCUGCGUCUCUACGAGCUCAACAAAGACUCGGAGCUCAUUAUCCACGUCUUUCCAUGUGUACCAGAAAAGCCAGGCAUGCCCUGUCCAGGAGAAGACAAGUCGAUAUAUCGGCGUGGGGCCCGGCGCUGGAGGAAGCUUUACUACGCCAGUGGUCACGGCUUUCAGGCCAAGCGCUUUAACAGGAGAGCCCACUGUGCCAUCUGUACGGACCGCAUCUGGGGUCUGGGGAGGCAAGGAUACAAAUGCAUCAACUGCAAACUGCUGGUGCACAAGAAGUGCCAUAAACUGGUCACAGUGGAGUGUGGUCGACCAAUGUAUCAUGAUCCAAUCAUCCCAGGCCAACCAGACCAUACUGAACCAACAGCCCCACAGAAUAAAGACUCCAGAGAAAGCUUGAAUUACGACGGAGAAGAGAAAGAGGCACGGAACAGUAGAGACACAGGGAAGUCACCUUCUAGCCUUGGCCUCGCAGACUUUGACCUGCUAAGGGUGAUCGGCAGAGGCAGCUACGCCAAGGUGCUGCUGGUGCAGCUGAAAAAGACGGAGCGCAUAUAUGCCAUGAAGGUGGUGAAGAAGGAGCUGGUCAAUGACGACGAGGACAUUGACUGGGUCCAGACGGAAAAACACGUCUUUGAGCAGGCCUCUAAUCAUCCCUUCCUGGUCGGCCUCCACUCCUGUUUCCAGACAGAGAGCAGACUGUUUUUUGUUAUUGAAUACGUGAACGGCGGCGAUCUCAUGUUCCAUAUGCAGAGACAAAGGAAACUCCCAGAAGAACACGCCAGAUUUUACUCAGCAGAGAUCAGUCUGGCGCUGAACUACCUUCACGAGCGAGGAAUCAUCUACAGGGAUCUCAAGCUGGACAAUGUGCUGCUGGACUCUGAAGGACACAUCAAACUCACAGACUAUGGCAUGUGCAAGGAGGGCUUGAGACCAGGUGAUACAACAAGCACUUUCUGCGGUACCCCCAAUUACAUCGCCCCCGAAAUACUUAGAGGAGAGGAUUACGGUUUCAGCGUGGACUGGUGGGCGCUGGGGGUGCUUAUGUUCGAGAUGAUGGCGGGCCGGUCCCCCUUCGACAUCGUCGGGAGCUCUGACAACCCAGACCAGAACACAGAAGACUACCUCUUCCAAGUAAUAUUGGAAAAACAAAUCCGAAUUCCUCGCUCGUUGUCAGUCAAAGCCGCCAGCGUCCUCAAAGGCUUCCUCAACAAGGAUCCUAAGGAGCGUCUAGGCUGCCACCCUCAAACAGGCUUUGCCGACAUCAUGGGCCAUCCAUUCUUUCGAAAUGUCGACUGGGACCUUCUGGAACAGAAGCAGGUGGUCCCUCCAUUCAAGCCCAACAUCUCAGGGGAAUUCGGACUGGACAACUUCGACGCCCAGUUUACCAACGAGCCGAUCCAGCUCACGCCUGAUGACGAGGACGUAGUCAAGAAGAUCGACCAGUCUGAGUUCGAAGGCUUCGAAUAUAUCAACCCACUCCUGAUGUCGGCGGAGGAGUGUGUGUGAGACGUUGCUCGUACGCCACACACACCCACACACACUCGCACACUCAUGCACGUGUUACGUGGCGUCUCAGUGUCUCAAACUGCAUGGUUUUGGAACAACCCAGUAACAUCAACCUUUUGUUCAAGGACCACACAUGCACAGUAGAACGCUUAUUUGCCAAAACCAGUCUCACAGUCUGCCAUUUAUAACCACUUGUCCUUAAGCCUGACUUCUUUCUUAAUUAUUUUUAUACCAUGUAAAUCUGCACUGAUAUCGACUUUCUCAUCGGGGCCUCUUUAUUGGUAGCCGACAAGGCUACAGAGUUCUUCCAAGGUUGCUGGGGGAGGGAGGGAUGAAGCACAGCCCUUGACAGAUAAACUGAGCAUCCUCUCCUUCCAGCUGUUGGGGUGUCUUCAAUUCAUAUUUUAUUUGUGUGUAUAUGAAACGACUAUUGAGGGUAAAUGUUAGACAGGGCCUUUUUAGCUUCAAGCUGCAGUCACACAAAACCAAUGUUAAAUAAAGUUAUUUUGAAUUUAGCUUGGGCUCGGCAUCCCUUCUGUAGAGGAAUCAUAACACUAGCCCUUAAAAAAUAGAAAAAUUAAAAUCUAUAUAUUUUCUCAUGUUUAAUUUAACAGCAUAGCAGCCAUGAUGUAUGUUGUUCUGUGUUACAUGAACAGGCUGAGACUUUAUUGCUUUUGCUGGAAACAUUGUGUCUGCUUCAAGUUCCUGCAAUGGCGCUUAAACAGCAGCAUCUAACUAACUGUGAAUGAAAUGGGCUGGAAGAGAAGCACAUGAAACCUGAACGUUGGAGCACAGCUUUAGUUCUGCUGUUCACACCAUCCGCAACUUCAUGUUUAAACAGGACCAAAAAAAGCAUUUUUCUUGCCGGUACGUAUUAGAUGGUACAGUAUGAGAAAGAUGUUGUGUCCGAAGUCAUACACUUUAUAUAUUCACCUUUUCCUUUGCUCAGUUUAAUACUAUGCCUUCUGAAACAUGGUUUGUUUUUCUACUUUCUCCAUUCCAUGUGUGUGUGUUGAGAUUAUGGAAAGAGGCUCAGUUGAGACAUAGUGACGUUUCAGUCAUAGGACUGUGUCUGCUGUCCUCCACUUUAACCAUAUCACACUAUCAGACAUUAUGUGAAGCGGCUUUAAAGCAUCUUAAAGCUCUGACCAGCUGCGUUCCACUCCCGGCUGUAAUGACACUAAGUGACUGUGAUCGAGUUGAUGCCUCUCACUACUUAUAAAAAAAUGUUUUUAAGCACGUGGUGACCGGAGCAACACAUUCAUCUGUUACAUGUUACGUCUACGUUACUGUUACUUCUUUGUAAAGCCUGUUUUCAUUUUGAUUUUUUUUAUCACUACAUUGAUUCUGAAAUGUUACUGUUAAAUCCAAUGGAGACACUACCUGUUUUAUUUGUUUUGGGGUGUUCUCCACCCACAGGACUCUGCUGAACUUUAUUAGUAGUGUGCAAAGAAAAACACAGACUGUCAAAUAAACAUUUUAUUUCUCUUGUGGUAAUAUC